AUGCGCUUCAACGUUAUCGGCCUCUCGGCCCUUCUGGCAGCAACUGCCACCGCACUCCCCGUCGCCGUUCGCGACGUCGAAACCGUCUGGGAGACUGUCUAUGAAACCGUCUACCAGACUGCUACUUUGGUGGUCAGCGCGCCCACCAACCUCCCCGUCCAGGAGAAUGCCAUUCUUUCCACCACCUCGACUUGGACCCCCGCUGUCCCUACCACCACCAGCAUCCCGACUCAAGUCGUCCCUACCGUUGUGCCCACCGUUGUCCCAACUGCCACCGCCACCCCGUCAAGCACCACCAGUGCUCCCUCCAGCACCGGCAGCGGCGUCUCCAUCGUCAACAACCUCUCGCAGACCGUCUACCUGUGGGUUGUGACCGAGAACCCCGGUGAGAUGCAGACCCUUGCAUCCGGCGAGACCUUCCACGACACCUGGCUCACCAACUCCAACGGCGGCGGUAUCUCCAUCAAGAUGUCCACCACCGAAGUCUGUGACGACGUCCUGCAGUUCGAGUACACCCAGUCCGGUGAAGUCCUCUUCUGGGAUAUGUCUUCCAUCAACCUGUCCAAGACCUCCGAGUUCGUCAAUGCCGGAUUCGCUGUCACCAUCAGCGAUGAGUCCUGCCCCACCUCGACCUGCGCUCCUGGUGAUGCCUACUGCGUCGAGUCCUACCAGCUCCCUGACGAUGUCAAUACCUUGGCUUGCGGUAUCGAUGCCGCCUACACUCUCACUCUGGGUUAG
This is a messenger RNA of Penicillium robsamsonii, 738 nucleotides long. RefSeq lists its product as uncharacterized. The transcript has a single exon. The record is from RefSeq and is a predicted model, not a curated record. The coding region runs from base 1 to 738 and encodes 245 amino acids. NCBI's taxonomy places the organism in Eukaryota, Fungi, Ascomycota, Eurotiomycetes, Eurotiales, Aspergillaceae.